Messenger RNA from Orycteropus afer afer, 2619 nucleotides. It is a transcript of the gene RIN3, whose product is annotated as Ras and Rab interactor 3. Gene Ontology annotation, cellular component: endocytic vesicle; cytosol. The record is from RefSeq and is a predicted model, not a curated record. Gene Ontology annotation, molecular function: small GTPase binding; guanyl-nucleotide exchange factor activity. Gene Ontology annotation, biological process: vesicle-mediated transport. NCBI's taxonomy places the organism in Eukaryota, Metazoa, Chordata, Mammalia, Tubulidentata, Orycteropodidae.
AUGUUCCUGGUGUGUAAGGACAGCGGCUCGAAGCACCUGGUUCUCUGUGUCCACUUUCCCUCCCGGAAUGAGGGCUCAUCUGAGGUGCUUGAAUAUACCAUUAAAGAGGAAAAAUCGAUCUUGUACCUGGAAGGCUCAGUCCUUGUGUUUGAGGACAUCUUCAGACUGGUCGCGUUCUACUGUGUCAGUAGAGACUUAUUGCCCUUCACGCUGAGGCUACCCCCGGCCAUCCUCGAGGCUCAAACCUUCACAGACCUGGAGACCAUCUCCAACCUGGGCCUGGGCUUUUGGGACUCCUCGCUGAACCCCCGGCAAGCAGCAGGGAGCCCAGUGGAGCCCCCCAGAGACCUGGCUCCUGGGGCGCCUCCAGCCUCCAGCCUCAGGCCCGCGGCCCACUCCGCAGACUGUCCCUGCGAAAUCCAGCUGGCGGUGGGGAAUGACCGUUUGUGGUUUGUGAACCCCAUCUUCAUUGAGGACUGCAGCAGCACCCAGCUCGCUCACCCACCACCCCCUGGAAGCUGCCCGGUGCGCCUGUUGCCACCUAGCUCCAACGCUACCUCACCUGCCUCCCGGCAGGCCCCUCGCCGCCCCCCACCUCCGCCCCCAGCACCCCCUGUCAAUCCCCCCGGCCCAGCUCGACCUCCUCCCAUCUCCCCUCCUCCACUCCCUGCUCCCGCUCUUCCUUGCCCAUCACACCUUUCUUCCCCUGUGGCUGGUGCUCCUCACUCCCUGGAAGCCCUUGCUUCCACACCCCCAAUUUCUGCUCCCCACCUUGCACCCCAUGCCCCAGACCCCCCAGACCUUCCAAGCCAGCCAGCCAUGACAGCCUGCAAGAGGCUCCCACACCCUGCCCCAGGCCUGGGCCACCUCAGGGAGGAAGAGAUGAAGCCGGGAGCUACCCCCAGCCCCCUACAGCAGGCCCCUGCUCCUCCACAGCCCACGAAGAAGGGCCUCCCUGCCGCACCCCCCAGGCGUCACCUCUCCGAGAGGGUAUCCCUAGAGGACCUCAACUCAAGGAAGGCAGACAGGGGGAUGGCAUCAGAGGCGGACCAGCUAGGCCCUUCCAGGGCAACCUCGCUUAGCCUGCCUCUCCAGGGGACCUCAGACAGUUCUGCGGACAGGCCUCAGAGGACCACAGAGCAACUCCAGAAAGGGGAGGCCAAAGCUAGUGGCCUGGGCAGCAUGCAGGAGCCACCAAGGAAAACCAAGCAGCCCCCAGUGCCACCCCCCAGGAAGAAGUGCAUCUCUCGGCAGCUGGCCUCAGCCCUCCCAAGUCCCUUGGAGAGCUCGGAGCCCUCCACGGAGGAGGUGGCCCCUGAGAAGCCCCGACCUGGGCCACCCAGGGAAAGCCCAAGCCCUGUUCCCCAGGCGGGCACUGAGGACCUGCACGCCCAGGCCGGUACACAACCCCAGAGCUCCCCAGAGUUCCAAGGCUCCGUGGCCUCCCUCUCCGACAGCCUGGGCGUGCCCGCCUCGGCCGCGGACCAGGACUCGUACUCUACCAGCAGCACGGAGGAGGAGCUGGAGCAGUACAGCAGUCCCGGGAUGAAGAAGACGCCCGCCAUGAUCCUGGGCAAAGCGCGGCACCGGCUGAGCUUUGCCAGCUUCACCAGCGUCUUCCACGCCUUUCUCUCCAACAACCGCAAGCUGUACAAGAAGGUGGUGGAGCUGGCUCAGGACAAGACCUCGUACUUUGGCAACCUGGUGCAGGACUACAAGGUGUACAGCCUGGAAAUGAUGGCGCACCAGGCCUCCAGCACCGAGAUGCUGCAGGAGAUCCGAACAAUGAUGACCCAGCUCAAGAGCUACCUACUGCAGAGCACCGAGCUCAAGGCCCUGGUGGACCCCACCCUGCACGUGGAGGAAGAGCUCGAAGCAAUUGUGGAGUCGGCCUUGUACAAGUGUGUCCUGAAACCCCUGAAAGAAGCCAUCAACGCCUGUCUGCAUGAGAUCCACAGCAAGGACGGCUCGCUGCAGCAGCUCAAGGAGAACCAGCUGGUGGUCCUGGCCACCACCACCACCGACCUGGGCGUGACGACCAGCGUGCCGGAGGUGCCCAUCAUGGAGAAGAUCCUGCAGAAGUUCAGCAGCAUGCACAAGGCCUACUCGCCCGAGAAGAAGAUCGCCAUCCUACUCAAAACCUGCAAGCUCAUCUAUGACUCCAUGGCCCUCGGCAACCCAGGCAAGCCCUAUGGGGCCGACGACUUCCUGCCCGUGCUGAUGUACGUCCUGGCCCGCAGCAACCUCACGGAGAUGCUUCUCAACGUGGAGUACAUGAUGGAGCUCAUGGACCCCGCCCUGCAGCUGGGGGAGGGUUCCUACUAUUUGACCACCACCUACGGGGCCCUGGAACACAUCAAAAACUACGACAAGAUCACGGUGACCCGGCAGCUGAGCGUGGAAGUGCAGGACUCCAUCCACCGCUGGGAGCGCCGGCGCACACUCAACAAGGCGCGCGCCUCGCGCUCCUCAGUGCAGCAUCCCACUCACCCCCCUGGCUCCAUCAACCAGCUACUCAUGAUUUCCCGAACCUGCUGCACUCCACACCCUCCCCCUCAGCCUCUGCCCUUGCUGGUCCUUCUCCCCUUCUUAACCAGCUCUCUGCUGCCCAUCCUUUAA